Uranotaenia lowii is the source of this 2248-nucleotide messenger RNA. RefSeq names its product mRNA-capping enzyme (gene mRNA-cap). Gene Ontology annotation, molecular function: ATP binding; mRNA guanylyltransferase activity; protein tyrosine/serine/threonine phosphatase activity. The transcript has 7 exons. NCBI's taxonomy places the organism in Eukaryota, Metazoa, Arthropoda, Insecta, Diptera, Culicidae. Gene Ontology annotation, biological process: protein dephosphorylation; 7-methylguanosine mRNA capping. The record is from RefSeq and is a predicted model, not a curated record. The coding region runs from base 258 to 2132 and encodes 624 amino acids.
UUUUACAACGUCAAAUCGUUAUUUUAUUUUUGUCAUUUUUGUGAGGUUUUUCCUCGAUUUAAUUGAAGCCAAUAUCGUAAUUGUUAGUUGAAGGAAUUUAGCGAACUUUCUUCCUCAAUUCGGGAACAGCGCAGUGAUACCCAAGCUUCUCGAAUGUUGGUUGUUUCUGAGAAGGUGCUGUGUUGAUUCCGUACCCCGUAGAUUCCACGGGUAGGUAACUAUAUCCCGAGUAGAAGAAUCGAUCGUUGUCCGGAAAAAUGUCUCGUGGCCCAGGACCGAUACCGAACCGUUGGCUAUACUGCCCUCGCAAGUCGGAGUCGUUGAUUGCGGACAAGUUUCUCGCUUUCAAAACUCCGCUCAAGGAUGAAUUCGAAUCUCAGAUGCCUGUCGGGUGUAUCUUUACACCGGAAAUGCUGUUCCAGAACAUGAAAACCUACAAGGUGAAACUGGGACUAUGGAUUGAUCUGACCAAUACAAAUCGUUUCUACAACCGUCGGGCUGUCGAAGAUAAUAACUGCCAGUACGUGAAGUUGCAAUGUCGGGGUCACGGAGAAACACCUUCGAGAGAGCAAACAAAUGCAUUCAUAGAGCUAGUGGACGAGUUCAAUCGAGAUCAUCCGGUGGAAAUUAUCGGUGUCCAUUGCACGCAUGGAUUCAACCGGACAGGUUUUCUCAUUGUGUCCUACAUGGUGGAACGAAUGGACUGUUCGGUGGAAGCUGCUUUGGCGUCGUUCGCAAGAGCCCGACCACCCGGUAUUUACAAGGAAGAUUACAUUCGGGAACUAUUUCUUCGAUACGAGGACGAAGAAGAUGCAACACCCGCACCGCCGUUGCCAGAUUGGUGCUUUGAGUACGACGAUUCCACUAAUGAUGGCCACAGCUCUAAAACAGAUUCAUAUACUCAAAAUAACCAUGAACAGGAAACUGCCGAUGAUGGUGACGACGACUCAGUUGUAGAAAAGGGAACGAAACGAGGUUUGGAAGGCGAAAGUAGUAAUUCAGAGGAAAACCAAAACCAACGCAAAAACAAGAAGAUGAGGAAGGAAUUUGUGAAGAAAAAUGCGACAUUCAUGAGCGGAGUUUCUGGCGUGACACAUUUUGUUGAACAGCCACGUCUUGGGCAACUGCAACAAUUGGCACAGACCAUGUGUGGGUGGCAACGUAACGGAUUUCCCGGAUGCCAGCCAGUUUCGAUGGAUCGAAAUAAUGUUCAACUGUUACAAACUAAACCGUACAUGGUGUCGUGGAAAGCCGAUGGUACUCGUUAUAUGAUGUUGAUAGUCAACCGAGGCGAAGUGUUCUUCCUCGAUCGUGAUAAUUCCUGUUUCGCCGUUUCGGAUAUAAGCUUUCCUCAGUAUGAAAAUCUACACAACCACAUUACCAACACAUUAUUGGAUGGGGAAAUGGUCAUUGACAUCGUAAACGGUGUGAAAAAACCAAGGUACUUGGUUUACGAUAUCGUACGUUAUGAAAACGAAGAUGUUUCAAAAAACCCAUUUCCGGAUCGUUUAGCGUACAUUGAAAAGCGUAUUAUCGGUCCACGUACCGAAGCAAUGAAGCGUGGUCUCAUUGAUCAAGCUAAACAGCCGUUCAGCAUACGAAAUAAGGCAUUUUGGGGUGUAUCCCAAGCUAAGGCACUAUUGGCACCAAAGUUUGCCAAAACUCUCGCCCAUGAACCGGAUGGAUUAAUUUUCCAACCAGCACGGGAACCCUACGUUGCAGGGCAAUGUCCAGAAGUACUUAAAUGGAAACCGUCCUCUAUGAAUUCGGUAGAUUUUCGUUUGAAAAUUGAGAUCGAAAGUGGCGUAGGUAUUCUUAGGGAAAAAGUCGGCUAUCUUUUUGUGGGAGGUUUAGAUCCACCAACCGGAAAAAUCAAACUGACGAAAGAACUGAAAGAGCUCGACAACAAAAUUAUCGAAUGUAAAUAUGAAAAUAACGCAUGGGUAUUUAUGCGCCAACGCACGGAUAAGUCAUUUCCGAAUAGUUAUGAAACUUUUAAGAAUGUAUGCUAUAGCAUUCAGUAUCCGGUGACAACGGAAUUUCUAUUAAAUUUUAUAGAAACAAAACGAUACAGGACCGUCAAUCCUCAAAUGCCACCCCCACAAAUGCCACCGCCUAGUUUCCACGAGUAGCUGCAGCGUUAAUUGUCAGACAUUUUUUCAUUACAAAGACAGCACAUUUUACUGCUUUUAGCCAAGUUGUAUACUGUCAUAAAUUUAAAUUUAAAAAAAUUUAUCAUAGAAAUUUA